AUGGCCGGCUUCCGAGCCGCCUUUGCGGCCGUGAGGGCCGCACUCGAGGACGAGAUAGCAGCUGCCCAUCGACAGAUCCAGCAGCUGCGCGAGGAGCUGCGGGUUCUGAAGAAUAAGGCGCCUGUCCCCGCCACGCAGACGACCACCGCCUCACCCCCUGCAGAAAAGCAGGAGGCACUGCACCUGGAGAUGGACGUCGAGAUGCCUGCUCUGCUUCCCGAUGUGGAGACAGACACAAGAACUGGGGAAGAGACGCCGUCCGCUUCCUCACACGAUGAGGAACAGGCAUCAGAAGAAGAAGCAUAUCGUCAAAAUGUGUUCUGCAAUUCUGCAAUUCUGAAUAAAGUGAUUCGUAGUUUUAUUCAUAAACAGUUUUUUCAAGCUGAACAAGUAAGAUUCCUCUCAUCUGAACGAAGCCAAACUAAAGGUAAUUUUUCCUGGGAAGAUCCACUGAACCUUGAGUCACAGCUUACAAAAGAUGAAAUCAGAAUAUGAGACACUGUCCGAGCUUACUGCAGUGAGAAGCUGGCACCUCGUAUUACUCUUGCUCAUAGAAAUGAAGUAUUUGUCAGAGAGAUUAUGAAACAAUUUGCUGAACUAGGAAUUCUUGGUGCUACCAUUCAGGGGUAUGGAUGUGCUGGUAUUCCCAAUGUAGCUAGUGGACUGAUGUGCCGUGAGGUGGAACAGAUUGAUAGUGGUUAUCGAUCUGCCAUGAGUGUGCAGUCUUCCCUAGUUAUGGGUCCAUUUCAUGAUUUUGGUACACAACAACAAAAGGAAAAGUUUCUUCCAAGUAAGUUGGCAAAAGGUGAGCUUAUUGGUUGCUUUGGCCUGACUGAACCAGACCAUGGAAGUGAUAUAGCUGCAUUACAAACGAGAGCAAAGUACUCAGCGGCUACUAAAUCAUAUUUCCUUACUGGAAGCAAGACAUGGAUAAGCAAUGCCCCAAUUGCAGCUAUUUUAAUUAUUUGGGCAAAAUGUGAAGACGGCAAGUUACGAGGAUUCAUUGUGGAAAGGAAUGGAACUUAUGGAUUGGCAACACCCAAAAUAGGAGGCAAAUUCUCACUUUGGGCACCUGCUACAGGAAUGAUUUUCUUAGAUGAAGUUGAAGUUCCAGAGGAAAACGUUCUUUCUGGUGUGACUAGUUUCAAAGGACCUUUUACCUGUCUUAGUAAUGUUCGUUAUGUUAUUGGCUGGGGAGCCCUGGGUGCAGCAGAGUUUUGCUUAGCAGAAGCACGUCGAUAUACACUAGAGCGUCACCAGUUUGGACGGCCUUUAGCAGCCACCCAGCUCAUUCAGAAGAAAUUAGCAGAUAUGCUUACAGAAAUAUCAAUAGCUCAUUCAGAAGAAAUUAGCAGAUAUGCUUACAGAAAUAUCAAUAGGUCUUCAAGCAUGUCUUCAUGUGGGUUGCCUGAAGGAUAA
This is a messenger RNA of Schistocerca gregaria, 1419 nucleotides long. Its product is annotated as glutaryl-CoA dehydrogenase, mitochondrial-like. Gene Ontology annotation, biological process: fatty acid beta-oxidation using acyl-CoA dehydrogenase; fatty-acyl-CoA biosynthetic process. Gene Ontology annotation, cellular component: mitochondrial inner membrane. The transcript is spliced from 9 exons. NCBI's taxonomy places the organism in Eukaryota, Metazoa, Arthropoda, Insecta, Orthoptera, Acrididae. The record is from RefSeq and is a predicted model, not a curated record. Gene Ontology annotation, molecular function: flavin adenine dinucleotide binding; fatty-acyl-CoA binding; glutaryl-CoA dehydrogenase activity.